This is a messenger RNA of Lampris incognitus (smalleye Pacific opah), 1485 nucleotides long. It is a transcript of the gene entpd3, whose product is annotated as ectonucleoside triphosphate diphosphohydrolase 3. Bases 1 to 1485 code for a protein of 494 amino acids. The record is from RefSeq and is a predicted model, not a curated record. Gene Ontology annotation, molecular function: UDP phosphatase activity; GDP phosphatase activity. Gene Ontology annotation, cellular component: plasma membrane. Lineage: Eukaryota; Metazoa; Chordata; Actinopteri; Lampriformes; Lampridae. The transcript is spliced from 9 exons. Gene Ontology annotation, biological process: nucleoside diphosphate catabolic process.
AUGGCCUCCAAGUGUCGUGCAGUGGCAGCUGGGCUUCUUUUUCUUGCCAGUAUCGCCGCCAUCAUCACUGUUGCUGUCAUCCAGGACCAAUGGAGGUCUAACGAAUUUGGCCUAGAGUAUGGCAUAGUGAUAGACUCUGGGUCGUCUCGCUCCAACAUAUAUCUGUAUCAGUGGCCAGGGUACAAGGAGAAUGAAACGGGAGUAGUGACUGAGAUGAUGAACUGUAAAGUCAGUGGUGAUGGUAUCUCAGAGAUGAAGGUUGACGUUGAGAAGGAUGCUGCAUCAUGGAAAGCUUUCAAGCGCUGCAUGGACAACAUCACCAAAGCUAUCCCUGCUGAAAAACACAGCAACACACCUCUAUUCCUCGGUGCUACCGCUGGCAUGAGACUGCUACAACAAAAGGAUGAACAGAGGUCUAAUGAGAUCCUGGAGAGCCUCAGAGACUACCUCAAGUCCCUGCCCUUCAUGUUCCACAAUGCCUCCAUCAUCAGCGGGGCAGAGGAGGGACUCUACGGCUGGGUCACCGUCAACUACAUCAUGGGAAACUUUCUGGAGAAGAACGUGUGGAACGCCUUUGUCCGCCCCGAUGGGGCAAAGACUGUGGGGUCCAUGGACUUGGGUGGAGCAUCCACCCAGAUUGCCUUUGAGGUGGAGGAGGACACCAGGGGGUCAAACUACAUGCAGGUCCAACUGUAUGGCUAUCCAUACAACGUCUACACACACAGCUUCCUCUGCUAUGGCAAGAAUGAAAUUGAGAAACGGGUUUUGGAUAAAAUAAUAAAGUUAUCACCUGAUCUGACCAACGUUGACAGCCCCUGCUACCCCGAAGGUUUCAACCUCACCAUCAAGGCCUCGUCCAUCUAUGACACGGAGUGCACGGAGAAACCCAGGAACUACGACCCAAACCAAGACAUUACCAUGGUGGGAGCCCCGGACUUGGACAAAUGCAAAGAAGUUGUCAACUCACUGUUUGAUUUCAAAUCCUGCUCAGCGACCACGUGUUCCUUUAAUGGGGUUGAGCAGCCACCGGUCACUGGGGACUAUAUGGCAUAUGCUGGGUUCUUCUACACCGCACGAGCUCUGCAGCUGAAUGACACCUCAGAUAGUGAUGCAUUCAGAGCUGGAAUCAGAAAAUUCUGCCACACGCACUGGACAGUGCUGAAAGCAGAAAAGCAUUGGAUCUCUGACCGAUUCCUCAAAACCUAUUGCUACUCAGCUCACUAUGUGUACACCCUGCUGACAGAGGGAUAUAAGUUUGACAGAGAGACCUGGAAAAACAUUGACUUCCAAAAAGAGGUGAAGAACACCAGUAUCGGGUGGAGUUUGGGCUACAUGCUGAGCAUGUCCAAUAUGAUCCCUUCCGAGGCUAAAGAAGUUCUACCCAUGUCCAACCCCGUCUUUGUAGGCCUCAUCUUCCUCUUCUCAGCCCUAACCAUAGUAACUGUCGUCUCCCUCUUCAUCAUCCUCAUCCGCACUUGCUACUGA